AGAAGAAGAAGGGGGAGCGGCUCUCUUCUCUGCAUGCUCAUUGACAGCACGGGUCCUGACAAGUUCACUUGAUUUCUUAACAAUAGUCUAACUAUAUCAGUAGGGUGUAACUGAAACAGCGACGUGAAAUUCUGCCUGCCCGUCUGCUUUAUUGUGUCCUUCCUCUUCUCUUUGAACCGAAUAGCAGAUAAAAUGGGUCGGAAGGUGACUCUUGCUACCUGCUCGUUGAAUCAGUGGGCUUUGGACUUCGACGGAAACUUUGAGAGAAUACUCGAGAGUGAGUUUUACUCCUGAAAACUAUUCAGCUUAGUCAGCUCUCAUAUGCUGCUGUACAAGAAUGAAACUGCUGCACCUGAGAUUGAUAAUACAGAGUUAGUCUGUGAUAAUGACAUUUCAACAUUAAGGUUUAAAUGUGGGAGAUCAGACUUUCUAUAGAAAACAGCUGAUAUCAGAAAAGCAGCCUGUGUGUGUUAGCUGCACAUCUUUGGGACAUGAUGAGAAAAACCAUCACUUUGGAUACUAUGAAUUCAUACUAAAACCUUCCUGUUAGUAUUAGUAUCACCACAGGAAUAAAGGUGAAUAAAGCUUCAUCAGUUUCUUUAAAUAUCACAUUUUAAUAAAGAGGCAGAAAAAAGAGGGGGAAAAAAAUCCACCACAGUCUCAUAUAUAGACUAUAUAUAUUCUAGUUUGCUUGUUUGUUUUCCUGCAGGUAUUGAGAUUGCCAAGGAUCGGGGAGCCAAAUACAGACUAGGCCCAGAACUGGAGAUAUGGUAUGACAGGAAAGAAACAGUAACACACAGUAUGAGUUCUUUUCUAUAUUAUAUAUGUGUUAUAUAUAUGGUCACAUCUUUUCUACAGUGGAUAUGGCUGUGCAGACCACUUCCAUGAGUCAGACACGUUACUCCACAGCUUUCAAGUCCUAAAGAAGCUUCUGGAGUCUCCAAACACACAGGACAUCAUCUGUGAUGUGGGGAUGUGGGUAUCACCUUCAGCCCUGCUUCAAAUGAAAGAAAUAGAGUUUAACGCAGAGCCAAUAUUUCAAGUGUCUGGGCAGGAUUUUGUUUCCUGUGAACAUGUACAGUAUUGUUUCCUGCAGCCUGAAGUUCUGAUAUGUCUCAUCUGAGUGUUUUGAAUUCUGUUCCCAUUAGGCCCAUCAUGCAUCACAAUGUGCGCUACAACUGCCGAGUCCUGUUCCUCAACAGGUGCGUCAUCUCACUGCUCUUAUCUUGCAAACAAUGUGCUGUUUAUUUCUGUUUUUAUGCAUUGUUACAUCUGGUCCAGUUGGGAUGUUUUUCAUAAUAACCCAAAGCAUGCUGUUCCUCUGCAGAUGCAAACACCCUGUUUGUAUGUGCUGAUCAUUUUUCUCCAUCCUGCAGGAAGAUCCUACUGAUCAGACCUAAAAUGAUGAUGGCCAACCACGGGAACUACAGAGAGCUGCGCUGGUUCUCACCCUGGAACCAGCUGAGGUAAAUCAUCACAGGGCACAGGUCUGAACUAUUAACAACAAAUGAAAGACUCACAAAAAUAAAACUAUCAGGAAGCACAUGCCAGCAGUGGCACAGCAACACUCUCUUUAUUUUGAUAGGAACCUUAAACAGAUCUGGACUUUGGGGCGGCUGCCAUCUCCUGUGGUGCUUUGGUACAGAUAGAGAAAAUGAUAAUGGCAGCAGCAGUCUCAGCUGGAUGUUAUGUUUUUGUUUUAAUGUAUGGUGUCAUUCAGGUGAAUGUGACAUCCUGGGAACCCCUAAGAUCACAGAAAUACAGUAAUGUUACAUUAAAGGAUAUUUUUCCACUUUUCUCCAAGCUGUGCUAAUCUGUGGGUUUAUCUUUGUUUGAACAUUUCCACAUACUAAAGUACUUUUUCUUCCAGCCCAAACACUGGCUUGCACGUUGAGUGUAUUUCUUCAAAUAUUGACAUGUUAACUCAUAUUUUGGCUUCUUUUUUUAAGAAAAGUGGAGGAGUAUUUCCUACCCAGAAUGCUUCAGGAGGUAACAGGACAGGUAAAAAGCCACACAGUCAUCUUCUCUUUCACCUUUCUCUUUUUAUCUUUCUCUGUCAAUACUCUUUAUUUGUCUGUGAUCUCUUGUGCACCAGGAUACCGUUCCCUUUGGUGACUGUGUACUAUCCACCAAGGACACCUGCAUUGGUACUGAGUUAUGUGAGGAGCUCUGGAAUCCCAGAAGGUGAAAAAUCAUCUCUUAAAAAGGAUCUUACUCUCUGUCUUUUGGAUGUUUGAGUUAAUCCAGAUUUGUGUGGCCUGUUUUCUGUGCAUCAGCCCUCAUAUUCAGAUGGGUCUGGAUGGAGUUGAAAUCUUUACUAAUUCUUCUGCAAGCCAUCAUGAACUCCGCAAGGCUGACCAAAGAGUGAACCUGGUCAAGGCAGCCACUACUAAGGUAUUUUUUAACCAGGAGUCUUCAGACACUGUUCAAUUAGAAAUAUGAAAAAUAUAGGAGGAGCCAAAGUUCAAAUUUAUUGUCUCCUAACUUAACAAACAAACACAAAUACUUGUCAACAUGUAAUGUCAUGUAAAUGAAAAAUCACAGUGGCAUUAUUGCUGUAAAAAAAACAGGAUUAGAGAUGUUUCAGCAAUCUGUCAUCACUGCAAGCACAUAAACCAAACACUAGAUCAGUGUUUGUACAGGCUAAACAUAGAGACCAGCAGAAGGCAGUGUGGUCUUACAAAUGUGGGACCACAACAUCUCCUGCUUAACGGUCAUUCUGCUUCGAAUGAAAAAAAAAAAGGUUGACAUUGUCGCUUCAUUUGGUGUGUUUGUUGUUCCAGAGUGGAGGUAUCUACUUGUACGCUAAUCAGAAAGGCUGUGAUGGAGACAGAGUCUACUAUGACGGGUGUGCCCUGGUGGCCAUCAAUGGAGACGUGGUGGCUCAGGGAGCACAGUUCUCCCUGAAUGAUGUGGUUAGUAUGGAGCCCAGAGAGAACCUGGGCACAGCUCAGAGAGUGGACACAAAGGAGUUCCCACGCAGUUGAAAAGAUAACUGGAGUUUCUUUAGUGUCUAAAAAUAUACACUUGAUAAAAUGUAAGUAAUUUGUGUUUGUGUGUGUGUGUGUGUUAUAGGAGGUGAUCACAGCCACUCUCGACCUUGAGGAUGUGCGUAGCUACAGAGGAGAAAUUCGUCAGCCAAACAUGGUGAGAGCAUCAUUACCAUCUUUGUAAUGUUCCCAGUUUGUGAAAUCAUGACUAGUUGAUAUUUGUAUUGAUUUACAUGGUAUUGUAUAAAGACCAAUAUUCACUGGGCUGAAUCAGAUUAAAACAUCUAUUGUGGACAUCAAUACUAACCUUUACUUAACCUGCUAACCGGCUGAACUGAAAUGAACUCACUAAACAGCAGUGUUGCCACAGUUACUUUUAAAAAGUAAUUUGAUUACUGAUUAUAGAUUAUUCCUUUAAAAAGUAACUUAGUUACUCAGUGAUUACUUGAUUUUAAAAGUAACUAAGUUAGAUAGCAAGUUACUUUUUAACUUACAUUCAGCAGACUCAACAUAUAAAUGAAAUUCAUUUUCUUCCCAACACUCACUUUAUUGGUGUCAUUUUAACAGGAAUGUCAAAACAUACAUGUUUUUUAAAGAAAAUAAAGAUAGUCUUUCUUGACUGACAAAACAAACAUUUUUAAAAUAAAAAAAGGACGCACACAGUGACUUGGACAUGUAACUUAAAUCUUAUUACUAGUUUGAAAAUAGCGACGUGUUAGAUAACUCAUUAAUGAAAAAAGUGGACUUAUUCGAGUAGCUGAUUACUAAGUAACGCCUUACUGGCAUCACUGGUAAACAGUAGCCUAUACCUGCAGUGAGACAACGGCACACACACUGUCAUACUCACUCAGAACAAGCAUGGACAGCCUCACACUGAUCCGUCUGUGGCUGUCGACUUUUGGCCAUGCUCCCUCUAACUGGAAGAGUUUACCAAAAUCUGAUGCUAAGCUUUUUUUAGUUUUUGUCCCUGUAGCAAUGACUUUGGAUUUUUAUUUUUGUUUUGAUACAAUCAUUGAUAUUAUACCAGUCUCAAGUUUUAUUUUCACUUAUCCUUAUGUCCAUGUCUGGCAAGUUAAUCCUAUUGGUUAAAUAUUCUUUACAUUUUUUUGAUGAAGCAUGUCUUUGUUUAUGAUUGACUGUAAAAACUGAAGAACUGAACUUGCAGAGGGUGCAAACCACAGGCCUGAGUCACAUAUUAGAACUAAUGAGACAGGAACAGGGGCACCUCUGGGGUCACGAGAUGAGGAGCCUCUCACAGACCUGUGAGACACCUCUCUGGUCCUGCAGCACAAACCGCUGAGUCCGGUGCUGUAGAAAGGCAAAUGAAUCCAGCAUAAUCCCAUUUUUAGCUCUCAAUGAUAGUCAAAGAACCAAAGCUGAGGACUUGUUGGCCUCAUUCUAGUUAAACUGCUGUUGUGCUGAGCGCAUGUCACUUCUGUCACAUGUCCUCUCACCGUCAUGCUUCUCUGCUGCAGGAAAGUGAACACAAACUUUGCCACAGAGUCAAAGUCGACUUCUCGCUGUCCUCCAUCGACGAUGUCUACCUCCCCACUCACCAGCCAAUAACGUGGUACUUUCAUACAGCAGAGGAAGAAAUCAGGUACAUUUCAUUUGGUACCAACUAAGACUGUGAACCAGUUUCUUUAAGACAAGAAGCAGUAAAGACCUGCUCCGUUCAGUUUAGGGCCGGCCUGCUGGCUCUGGGACUACCUGAGGAGGAGUGGACAGGUGAGGAGGAACCAGCUGUUAUCUAAAUGUAUUUGUUAAAUCUGAAAUACACUGAUAAGAAAACUACAUGGCAGUAAACCUUUGUGGUUCCUGGUUCCUUGGGAAUGCUAUAGUCUCUGUUUGUUUGUUUGAUGAAGAUUUAUUAGGCUCUAUCAUCAUUCAUAUGAACACUUGUUUAGAUUUUGACUGGUUGAGCUGACUUUGGGUUUUGGUUCCUGUUUGUGUCACAGGCUGGUUUUCUGUUACCUCUGAGUGGAGGGGUUGAUAGCUCCUCCACUGCUUGUAUCAUUCACUCCAUGUGUGUGCUGGUCUGCCAGGCUGUGGACGACGGCAGUAAGUAUGAUUCUCUCAGCUUUUUUACAAGUUUCAUACAACUAUAACUGCAUGAAUGCAUACACAUAAACAUAUCUUCUCGAGAUAGAGAUGACUUAUAAAACCAUACAGCGACCUUCUGACCCCAAAGACUCUAUCACUGGGAUAUCAAGUUUUAUUAUAAAGUGUAAAUAUAAUAUUUUUGAAAACAAAUAAGGAAUAUAAUAGUUUCACAUUAAGGAGUUUCUGAGUUUAAUAGGUGAGCAGAAAGUGUUCAUAGUGUUGCCUCAGAGUGCUGCAGAGCAGAGCAUUUCUAAGUCAGCAGGUUUCCCUCUCAGUCUUGUCAGUCAUCUCUCUUUUUCAAAUCCUUCCUUACCAAGAAAAAAAGUAGAGCAUGAGGACAGGCGUGAGUCCACCUGGAAGAUAGCUGUAUCCAGAGCUUUUCUUCAGACUGUUCUUCAAAUGUAUGUUGCUCCUUAAAGUGAAUAUCUGUAAUGUUUGAGUUCAUAUGAUUAAAACACCGACUCAGCAGUUUAAGAGGAUAACCUGAUGAUUCAGCUUUUCCAACUUCCUACUUAUAAACUCAGACACUGGUUUUAUUAUCCUCUCUUUCCAGUCUUAUUCUCUCUGGGCUCUGACAACAGCAGACUCACUCAAGGUUUCUCAUCUUCUUUCGUCCUUUAACCUGUCUCCCUCUCUCUCUCUUCCUCUUCACAUCUCUCAGACAUGCAGGUUCUGGAGGAUGUACGCAGAGUUGUCGGGGAUGACUCCUACCGGCCUCAGCACCCGAGAGAACUGUGUGGUCGCAUCUUCACCACCUGCUACAUGGCCAGUGAAAACUCCUCAGAGGUCACCUGCCGCAGAGCCAAAGACCUGGCCAAUCAGGUCGGCAGGUAAGCGUGACUAAACUCAAGUGGAAGGUACUGAUACAGAAAAAGUGUUGAAUGACGCCUGACACUAAGGAAGGUAAGAUCGCUGAGAUUGGCAAGUGUUUUACAGCUGUAUUAAAUACUUGACACUGAUUGGUCAGCACUCCUUAGCAACAGUCUGUUAAUACAGCCAUAGAACACUGUUGCUAUGGAUGUGGCCAUUAUCACAGACUCUGAUGGUCAGAGGAAAAGGUAGUAGACUGUAGCGACAAAGACAAAAGCUGUCAGCCAUCUUUGGAGAAAUCUACAAAUCAGAGAUAAAACAUGAAGUAAACACUAAACUAAAUAAUAUAUUUCACUUGAAUUGCAGCACGCACAUGAACAUCAAUAUAGACAUGGCGGUGAAAGGAAUUCUGGGUAUCUUCUCAGUGGUUACUGGAAGGUUACCUCAGUUUCGCGCCAACGGAGGAAGCCACAGAGAGAACCUGGCUCUUCAGAACAUACAGGUGAGACGCUCCCUAACUGUGUGCCCCUCCUGUUUCUUUAUAUUCAUCCAUCGAUACACUCGUUUAUAAUUGUAGAUUUUCCAGCCUUCUUUUCUUCUUCCUUUCUUGACUCACUCUUUUCUCUGCUGCAACACUUCUCUCAGUUUACACGUUUGAUCACAGUCAAACCGCUGUUUUCACACCAGUGCUUCACCAACAAACUGACACUGUUUGGUCGCAGCUUCAGAGAAUUUUUAAACGACUUUCAUUUUGUACAUGUGUGUGUUUUCAGGCCAGAGUCAGGAUGGUCCUCGCGUACCUCUUUGCCCAGCUCAGUCUCUGGGCCCGAGGGCGGCCAGGUGGACUGCUUGUGCUGGGCUCAGCUAAUGUAGAUGAGAGGUAAUACUGCAGCCAAGUCUGAUACUAAUGACUUUUCAAUGACCAGCUCUUAAUCCUUGCUUUUGUGUUACUGAUCUCUGUCAGAGAUGCUUUCAUACUCCCACAGUGUAGAUGCGUAACAACUGCUGACAUCAGUUCUUUGUUGACAGCUGAUGGUUUUCAGGCAGGGUGGUAUAGGCAGAUACUGAUGGUUAACCAACACAUUGGUUCAUUACUAGUUGGACUAUCAGAAUGAAAGUGAGAACCAUAAAUCCUCAAAUAUGGGCUGGAUCAAUGAUUUGUUUCUACUACUUCAGGUACCAAGCCUUUAUAAGAAGCAGGCUUUUAUUGGAGACAGGCCUUUGUAUCAAAUCCUAUCAGUCUCUGAGAAUUAGUGUCCGUAUUUUACACAAAGAGAGGGUCUUAUUCACCGACUCCAGCCAAGAAGACAUUACAUUAUCCACAAAGCACAAAAGGCUGAAUGUUCCUGUGUGCCAGUGAUUCAAAUAGUUCAAUAUGUCUUCAUUUAGAGCUAAUUACACCUCUGUCAGUGUAAAUCAGCCUUAUUGUGAAAAAAAAAUCCACAAACAAUUAGAGGGACAUUUUUACCAGCUGUUGCGUAUUGAUGAGCAUCAUCACACUAAGAACAAUUCUACUCUGAAUGACCCAGGAAUGAUACAUCCAUGCAUGAGCUUAUUAACAAUAUGUUGACUUUUGCUAUAUUCAUUAAUCAGAAAUGUUCAGUCAGACUGAGCUGGAGCAGACUUCCCUGUCUUUGGUAUGUUUUUUUUUUUUUUUUUUACCAUGUGUCCACACAGAGCCACCGUAGACUGUGGUGCAGUGGUUGUUAAAGCUUUAAUCUGGUUGACGAUGCACUUGUGUGUUUGAGCUCCACAUCAGUGUCCCCUUUAUUAUCAUCUCCUUUGAUUUAUUCCAUCAGAUGAACCAAGAAUAUGGGGUUAUCAUGCGAUUACUGUAAUAGAAACAUACCAUCAGUGAACCUGAAGAGGUUUAAAAUACAGAUAUGAACCACACAAGCUUUUGUCUUAAUUACACUGCAGUGCAGAGACAACAAUACAACACAACUUGGAUGCAAUCCCCUGAGCUGAACUAUAUACAUGAGAUUCCUAAUCCAGCAAAUCUGAAUGCAUUUUUUCUGUCUGAUAUUUUCUAAGGUGGAAAAUUCCAGACUUUGUUCAUUUGAAAACCUUCACUUUCUUAGUCUAACAGGAUAUUUCACCAAGUACGACUGCUCCAGUGCUGACAUCAACCCAAUAGGAGGCAUCAGCAAGACGGACCUGAAGAGUUUCCUGCAUUACUGUGUGGAGCAGUACCAGCUCACAGCUCUGAGGAGGUACUAUUAUCAUGAUUAACUGUGGGUUAAUAACUGGGCUAGUGUUGAAGACAGAAACUGGAAUGUGUGUGUUACCUCUGCAGCAUCCUGGCAGCUCCCCCCACAGCUGAGCUGGAGCCCCUGACUGAUGGACAGGUCUCGCAAACAGAUGAGGUGGGACAUGGAGGUCUGGCUUUAGACCUGACAUUAAGUUCAUCAAACAAGGACAGCUAUUGUCACUUAUUAUGAGCCGGUAUCACUGGAACUUUUCCUGUGACUGUACCUCGGGGCUGUCUCUACAUGGACCCUAAAAUAAAAUGUAAUAUGAUCUGCAGCUAAGUCCUUCUGUGCAUGGGAGGUACUUUUUCCAUCUCUCAUCCCUCUCCUCCUAACUCACUCUGUUUCUCUCCACCACAUCGCCCUCUUCAGGCAGACAUGGGAAUGACCUACUCCGAGCUGUCUGUUCUUGGACGUCUAAGGAAGAUUUCCAAGUGUGGCCCCUACAGUAUGUUCUGUAAACUCAUUCACACGUGGAAGGACGUGCUCUCACCAUUACAGGUCAGUUUACUCCAUCACAGUGUUAACAUUUCUCUCAAAGACCAGGAGGAUAAAAAGGCGCUUAUUACUAGGUAUUAAAGAGAUACUGAAGUUAAAUAAGCCGUUAAAGGGUUAGUUCAGGGUUUUUAUCUUUUAUUUUUGGAAGAGGAGUUGCAUAAAAGGACUGGUCAGCUUAGACACAUUUGGACAAACUUUUAUGUGUUUUAUGGUCUUUUUGCUUAUAAAAUCAGUCGAAAACUUUAAAUAAACGAGUAACUGUGUUUUUUACUUAAGAUAUUGGAUUUCAUAUUUACUUGGAAUCUCUUGAGUUUGUAUUUGUUUAGAGAGGAUGAGCACACAGUCAUCUUGCUGAUGUUGUUUGUGAAAGUAUGCAUGUUUUCCAUCCACCACUUUUCAUAUUCUUACAAAGUGCAAAUAAAUAUUGAUGUUGGUACUCUCCAUAGUUGAUAGAUCUGGUAAAAUGCAUGUAUAGUGCGUGUUGGUAUGAUACACUGUUGGUCCAUUGGGGGCUCUUAUGUUCUGUAUACCACUCUCUUUCUUUAGGUUGCUCUGAAAGUGAAACGGUUCUUUCGGAUGUACUCGGUGAACCGCCACAAGAUGACCACAGUGACGCCAUCCUACCACGCUGAGAGCUACAGUCCUGACGACAACCGCUUUGACCUGCGACCAUUUCUCUAUAACACACAUUGGGACUGGCAAUUCAGAAGCAUUGACAACCAGGUAUCAAACAUGCGCUAAAGACUUUGUUUCACUUUUUCAGCAUGUAAAAGUGAUGAGACAGACUAAAACCAGUGUGAGAAGCAAGUGUGUUUUUUUAUUUGAACAUCAAUGACCAUCUCUAAGUCUAGUUUUUUUCCCAUACAUAGGUGUCCCAGAUGGCAGCAUAUGAAAACGUGUGAUCCUCAAUGUUCAGUGAUCAGAAGGACAAGAGAACAUUUAGUGACUUUGAGCACAUUUCACUCAUACCUAAGACUUUAUAUGGUGCAAAAAAAACCCACAGAAACCAUCAGGGGAGAGACAAAAUUUUCUGGUGCUUUACUGACCAUUUUCUACCUCAGCCUCUUCUGCCUUUGUGAUAGCUCUCAGCAGGCUGCCAUUACCGUAAAACAAUGAUAUUUCAAGAGUGUCUUGAUGUUUCACUUCGUCUGUCUGUAGCUUAAAAAUACAUUUUCUUUCUCCAUGUAGGACGCUGUGGCUGUUUUAUGUCACUUCUGGAAUAUAUGUGGAGUUUAAACAUAGAGCCACCCCGAUUUUUUCAUUAUUACUUAUUAGAUUAAACCACCUUUUUUAUGUUCUUCUUAUCAGUUCUAUAUGCAACAAAGUGAUUAUACACAGUUUCUUAUCAAAUUUUAAAUUCUAAAGUCACAGGAUGAAAAAAACAAACAGGUUUGUGUGUUUGUGUUUUUAAAUAAAGAGGAUGCGGUCAUCAUGACAAAAA
Messenger RNA from Xyrichtys novacula (pearly razorfish), 10091 nucleotides. The record is from the annotation of a GenBank genome assembly. NCBI's taxonomy places the organism in Eukaryota, Metazoa, Chordata, Actinopteri, Labriformes, Labridae.